UUCCACAGGCUUUGAAUCACAGCUUUAAGGACAAUUUAUCUGCAAAACAGUUCACCUGCUGACAGAGAAACCAGUUGAUGGUCACCAAGAUACUGAGAUGGAUCCACAUGUGCUGAAGAGGAAAUUAUUUGCCGUCAAUGUGCUGCUGCUCGUGCUGUUCCCCGACUGCACAGCCGCCAUCAGCCUGAGGGAACACCUGGCUGUUUGUCUGAAUGACGCAGACUACGACGAGCUGAUGGACACUAUUGAAAACGGCCUUCCACACAUAAACAUAUCUAAUCACGUCGUCAUUGUCGGCGCUGGCAUGGCUGGACUGACGGCCGCCAUGCUGCUGCAGGACGCAGGACACAAGGUGACGAUAUUAGAGGCGAGUGGUCGUGUCGGAGGACGGGUGGAGACCUACAGGAAUGAAGAGGAGGGCUGGUACGCUGAACUGGGAGCCAUGAGGAUCCCAAGUUCUCAUCGCAUCGUCCUCACGGUUAUUGAAAAGCUGGGGAUCGAGGUCGGUGACUUCAAGAUGCUUGACGACAACACCUUUUACUUGGUUAAUGGGUUUCUGGAGAAGACGGGCACAGUGCGAAGGCGUCCUGACGUUCUGAAUUACAACGUGUUGCCACAUGAGAAAGGGAAGACACCAGAUGAACUGCUACACAAAGCUUUGCAGAAGGUGAAAGAGGAAAUGAAAGAGCACGGCUGCUGGGCUGCAAUGAGAAAAUACGACCGUUUUUCUGUACAGGAAUAUCUGAAAGAAGAAGGAGAGCUGAGUUUAGAGGCGGUGAGGAUGAUCGGAGACCUGCUUAAUGAACAGAGCCUCAUGUUCACAGCGCUGACUGAGAUGCUCUAUGACCAGAGUGACAUCAACGACAAAACUACGUACUCAGAGAUCGUUGGUGGGUCGGACCUGCUCCCCAAAGCUUUUCUUCCUCUUCUCAAAGACUCUGUUAUUCUCCUCGACUCCAAAGUCAAACGCAUCAGUCAGUCAGAUAACGGUGUGAUCGUAUCAUACCAGACGGGCCAACAGUCUUCUCUAACUGACCUUUCUGCAGAUUACGUCCUGGUAACGACCACAGCCAAAGCAGCACUUUACAUGGACUUUAACCCCCCUCUCUCCAUCCCGAAGAUGCAGGCACUGAGGUCAGUCCACUACGACAGCUCCACCAAAAUCCUCCUCACCUUCAGCAGGAAGUUUUGGGAGAGGGACGGCAUCCGAGGAGGAAAGAGCAUCACUGACGGGCCGUCUCGUUUCAUCUACUACCCCAGCCACAGUUUCCCAAACAAUUCAAAUAUCGGCGUCCUGCUGGCUUCCUACACCUGGUCCGAUGACUCCCUCCUCUUCUUAGGAGCGAGCGAUGAAGAGCUGAAAGAGCUGGCUCUGAGAGAUUUGGCGAAGAUCCACGGCGAGUACGUAAAGUCUCUCUGCACAGGCGUGGUGGUGAAGAAGUGGAGCACAGAUCCUCACAGUUUGGGUGCCUUCGCUCUUUUUACCCCCUACCAGCAUUUAAAGUACGCCCAGGAGCUCUUCAGAAGUGAGGGCAGGGUGCACUUUGCUGGUGAGCACACGGCCUUCCCUCACGCCUGGAUCGAGACGUCCAUGAAAUCUGCCAUCAGAGCUGCAGCCAACAUCAACAAAGAGUCAGAUGGCACUCAACCCCAUGAUGAGCUCUAGGGUCCUAAAUCUGCUUUCUAAGGCAUUCAGUACUAUAGUACUGACGAAAUGUUUGUGCCAAAUGAGCAGCACUUUUUGCUUGGUGAUUGUAUUGCUUUUCUCAGGAAACUGCACUGUUUGUACAUAUACCUAUAAAAAGCAAUGUGCCAAAAUUCAUUAAAUCCGACAUAAUCAGUAAAGCUGUGAUUACGUGACCAAUGCGAUGUUUCGAGUGAAGAAAGAAGUAGUAUUAAGAGCAAAAGGAAAGGUCAAGCUAUCACAGGACUUUCUCCCAGGAGACUAGUGUUUGAAAAACAUGUGAAAUGAAAUUUUUUUAAUUUGAAAAGUUUUUUGGUUCCUUGUGACCAUGUUUCUUUUCCUAAACCUAACCUACAUAAGUUUACUUUCCUGAAUGUAAUCUCAGUAUCUUUACCUUUCCAUACCUGACCUAUAUAUUCUUACUACACGUAUAACUUACGUAGCUUUACUAGCCUAAAACUUACCUAUGUUGAUUACAUAAUGUGAUAUUAACUUACCAUAUUUCUUUUUCUAAACAUAACCAAGAUAUGUUUACUUUCCUAAACCUAGCCUAUGUUACUUUAGUAUCCUAAAUCUGACCUUUGCCUGAACCUACAUAACUUAAUGUUCAGUACGUAACUUUAGGUUAAGUAACUUACAUGACAACGCCAUUUGUGGGCCACUUCAUUAAAUGUAUCAUAUAUAUCAAGAUAUCAAACAAACCUUUAUAUGCUCUUAUCGAGAUUAAAUUUGUGGAUUUUUGGCUGGAUGUUACGAGGCAAAAGUAUAAAGAGAUUUAUAAGGAAAUUAGCAUUAGCAUUGUUGUUUUAGCUAUAUUGUUUUGUGUUGUGGGAGGGUUUUUUUUGUGGGGAUUUAUUUUUGAAUUUCAGGUUUAAUGUUGAAUGUCUCAUGCAUCUUUGGGUUUUCUUCCUUUUAGCGUCUUGGGACCAUGUUGGAAAUGAGUUGUUUUGGGGGUUUUUUCCACUUAUUAAAGAACAAAUUCAAAUCAUAAUGUAACUUUAAAUAAAUUUGUUUCACUUGCA
Molecule: messenger RNA, 2706 nt
Organism: Plectropomus leopardus (leopard coralgrouper)
Lineage: Eukaryota; Metazoa; Chordata; Actinopteri; Perciformes; Serranidae
Source: RefSeq, a predicted model, not a curated record